Messenger RNA from Suricata suricatta (meerkat), 3050 nucleotides. RefSeq names its product tripartite motif containing 46 (gene TRIM46). Gene Ontology annotation, molecular function: protein binding; zinc ion binding. NCBI's taxonomy places the organism in Eukaryota, Metazoa, Chordata, Mammalia, Carnivora, Herpestidae. The transcript is spliced from 9 exons. Bases 119 to 2362 code for a protein of 747 amino acids. The record is from RefSeq and is a predicted model, not a curated record.
CGCAGUGACAUCUCACCCCCACCCCUCCCCACACCCCCACCGGGCUCCUGCAUUAAGCCCGGGGUUCGCAGCCGCAGCCGGGAUCGGGCACCCGGGGGCAGGCGGGCAUGCUAGGGCCAUGGCCGAGGGCGCGGAUAUGCACACCUUCACUUCCAUCAUGGACGCACUGGUCCGCAUCAGUACGAGCAUGAAGAACAUGGAGAAAGAACUGCUGUGUCCGGUGUGUCAAGAGAUGUACAAGCAGCCACUGGUGCUGCCUUGUACCCACAACGUGUGCCAGGCCUGUGCCCGGGAGGUGCUGGGCCAGCAGGGCUACAUAGGCCAUGGUGGGGACCCCAGCUCCGAGCCCACCUCUCCUGCCUCCACCCCUUCUACCCGGAGCCCCCGCCUGGCUCGCAGAACUCUCCCCAAACCGGACCGCUUGGAUCGGCUGCUUAAGUCAGGCUUUGGGACGUACCCCGGGCGGAAGCGAGGCGCUCUGCACCCCCAGGCGAUCAUGUUCCCGUGCCCAGCCUGCCAGGGCGACGUGGACCUGGGCGAGCGGGGCCUGGCAGGGCUGUUCCGGAACCUGACCCUGGAGCGCGUGGUGGAGCGGUACCGCCAGAGUGUGAGUGUGGGCGGCGCCAUCCUGUGCCAGCUGUGCAAGCCCCCGCCGCUAGAGGCCACCAAGGGCUGCGCCGAGUGCAGAGCCUCCUUCUGCAACGAGUGCUUCAAGCUCCUCCACCCCUGGGGCACCCAGAAGGCCCAGCACGAGCCCACGCUGCCCGCCCUCUCCUUCCGCCCCAAGGGUCUGAUGUGCCCAGACCACAAGGAAGAGGUGACCCAUUACUGCAAGACAUGCCAGCGGCUGGUGUGCCAGCUCUGCCGGGUGAGGCGCACCCACGGUGGGCACAAGAUCACACCAGUGCUCAGUGCCUAUCAGGCCCUCAAGGACAAGCUGACAAAGAGCCUGACAUACAUCCUGGGAAAUCAGGACACGGUGCAGACCCAGAUCUGCGAGCUGGAGGAGACCGUGCGGCACACUGAGGCGAGCGGCCAGCAGGCCAAGGAGGAGGUGGCGCAGCUGGUGCGGGGGCUGGGGGCUGUGCUGGACGAGAAGCGCGCGUCGCUGCUUCAGGCCAUUGAGGAGUGCCAGCAGGAGCGCCUGGCCCGGCUCGGCGCCCAGAUCCAGGAGCACCGGAGCCUGCUGGACGGCUCGGGCCUGGUGGGCUAUGCCCAGGAGGUGCUUAAGGAAACAGACCAGCCCUGCUUUGUGCAAGCGGCCAAGCAGCUGCACAACAGGUACCCGGGGGUGCAGGGGUGCGGCCAGUGUCGGGAACGGUGUGGGAGGGACCGCCCCCCACUGACCCCGCUGUCUCUUCCCACAGUGCCCGAGGCUCCCGUCAUCGACACCCAGCGCACCUUCGCCUACGACCAGAUAUUCCUGUGCUGGCGACUGCCGCCCCACUCACCGCCCGCCUGGCACUACACCAUUGAGUUCCGGCGCACCGAUGUGCCCGCCCAGCCGGGCCCCACCCGCUGGCAGCGGCGGGAGGAGGUGAGGGGCACCAGCGCCCUGCUUGAGAACCCCGACACGGGCUCCGUGUACGUGCUGCGUGUGCGGGGCUGCAACAAGGCCGGCUACGGGGAGUACAGCGAGGACGUGCACCUGCACACGCCCCCCGCCCCUGUCCUGCACUUCUUCCUUGACGGGCGCUGGGGCGCGAGCCGGGAGCGCCUGGCCAUCAGCAAGGACCAGCGGGCGGUGCGCAGCGUCCCCGGGCUGCCCCUGCUGCUGGCUGCUGAGCGGCUGCUCACCGGCUGCCACCUGAGCGUGGACGUGGUCCUGGGAGAUGUGGCCGUGACCCAGGGCCGCAGCUACUGGGCCUGCGCGGUGGACCCUGCCUCCUACCUGGUCAAGGUGGGCGUCGGGCUGGAAAGCAAGCUUCAGGAGAGCUUCCAGGGCGCCCCCGAUGUGAUCAGCCCCAGGUACGACCCGGACAGUGGACACGACAGCGGUGCUGAGGACGCCACCGUGGAGGCCUCGCCGCCCUUCGCCUUCCUGACCAUCGGCAUGGGCAAGAUCCUGCUGGGGUCGGGGGCCAGCUCCGGUGCGGGGCUGACGGGGCGGGACGGCCCUGCGGCCAGCUGCACCGUGCCCCUGCCGCCCCGCCUGGGCAUCUGCCUGGACUACGAGCGGGGCCGAGUGUCUUUCCUGGACGCCGUGUCCUUCCGCGGGCUCCUGGAGUGCCCCCUGGACUGCUCGGGGCCUGUGUGCCCCGCCUUCUGCUUCAUUGGGGGCGGCGCCGUGCAGCUGCAGGAGCCCGUGGGCACCAAGCCUGAGAGGAAGGUCACCAUCGGGGGCUUUGCCAAGCUGGACUGACCCGUUUGGGUCCCCUCAUCCCCCCGGGAAGCUGGAGCUGGGCUACCCCUCUGGCAGCUUCCCCCCACCACCUGGCCCCUGACCCCAUGCCCCUGUGUUCCUGGGGCCUUCUCUCUGCCAGGGGACUGUCCUCUGCUCACCUUUCUAGAUGUCCCCCAUUCUCUCCAGCCCCCGCCUAGCCUUUUCCCCACACCCUGCUCCUGGCACCUUACCCAAGUCACGAAAGGAGCCUUCUCCCCAUCCCUGCCUGUGCCUCAACCUGGACUGCCCGGGAGGGUAGGCACCUGGAACUCUGGGCAUGACCCCCAGUCUGCCCUCUGCACCCUGCCCCGCCGAGCUCCCUGACCCGUUGAUCCUGAGCUACAGCCUUGGGGAGCGGAGGCUUUUUUGGCCGGACGCCGCCCAGGCGCUCCCUGAUGAGGGAGGGGGCCCUGUCACCCUGCUUUACCUGCAGGGGUCCCCACGCCCCUAAGCCGCAUGCCCGUGUUUCCCUGUCUCGCAUGCAUCGACCUGUCCCGCACCCAUGCCAAUGUGCCAAGUCUCCCUUGGGGCCGCAGCCGAGGUUGGGUGUCCCCAGUGGGUUGGGCUAGGCAAGGCCUCGGGGGCCCGUUGCUGCCCCCCUGCAGUGGGCACUGCCAGGCCUGUUAUUUUCAUGGUUUAUGAACAAGAAGCUGUGAGGCUAGGCGCA